AUGCCUCAAACGCGUCAGAUUCACGCCCAAGGUAACGUCCGGUUCAUGAAAAGCGCUUUCGUCCGGCAGACAUUGGGCGACCAAGUGCUCUGGACAGAAGAAGACAGGUCGGUUGCUGUCCGCGACGGGCAUGCGGUCACGAUCCGGAUCUAUCGUCCCAAAUCACAUCCUGGGCGCCGGCCUGUCAUGGUGUAUGCACACAGUGGAGGGUGGUGCAUGGGUGGACUUGACACGGAGGAGUUCAUCUGCCAACUCCUAUCGAUGAGGUUGGGGAUCAUCAUCGUCAGCGUUGCAUACCGCCUCGCGCCUGAAUGGUCAUAUCCCACCUGCGUUUUCGAUGUCUACGACGUUAUUAAAUGGGUAUCAGCGAACGCAAAGACGCUGGGCGGGGAUCUGUCCAAAGGCUUUCUCACGGGCGGCGCUUCAGCAGGUGGGAAUCUGACCAGUAUGGCCACCAUCAUGGCAAGGGACGACAAACUACAGCCUCCCCUCAGCGGCCAUCUCCUCAUCUGUACCGGCAUGCCGCAUGACUACACGGACAGGAAUGGAAACAAAGUGGUCCUCUUCCCAGGACAGUUGGCGAACGGGAGCUGGGAACGGUACAAGAACGGGCCGGUCGCGAAUCUGGAGAUGAACUUGCUCUAUGGACACAUCGCCAAGUUCGACGGCCAUGAACCCUAUAUGACCCCCUUCUCCCAGACAGACUACUCCGGACUUGGCCCGGUGUUCUAUCAAGUCGCCGAGAUGGAUAUCUGGAGGGACAGUGCCCUUCUCUACUGCGACAAGGUCAAGGAGGCAGGCGGCCAAGUCAAGGUGGAAGUCUAUCCCGGCCUCCCGCAUCUCUGGUGGUCCAUGUACCCGCAGCUAUCAAUCAACCAGAAGUGGAUUCACAAUCUGGUCAACGGCGUCGAGUGGCUGCUGAGCCAGACACGGGAGGCUCCUGUUUCCUCCAGACUCUAA
Messenger RNA from Fonsecaea erecta, 960 nucleotides. RefSeq lists its product as hypothetical. The record is from RefSeq and is a predicted model, not a curated record. The transcript has 3 exons. Gene Ontology annotation, molecular function: hydrolase activity. The coding region runs from base 1 to 960 and encodes 319 amino acids. Lineage: Eukaryota; Fungi; Ascomycota; Eurotiomycetes; Chaetothyriales; Herpotrichiellaceae.